Molecule: messenger RNA, 1248 nt
Organism: Colletotrichum fioriniae
Lineage: Eukaryota; Fungi; Ascomycota; Sordariomycetes; Glomerellales; Glomerellaceae
Source: RefSeq, a predicted model, not a curated record
AUGAAUCUCACUGUUAACCACCCCAGCAGGACUCCCGCGGCCGCACCUGACGAAGAUGGCGCGGAUCAGAUCGGCUUUGAUACGCCCCGCUCCGGGGUGGCGACCCCUCAACCCGACCUCCAUGACAAACGCCUGCCGGGCAUUAUGAGCUACUUCGGCCAGGUUCGUACAGAUUCUUCUCACAAUUCUGUAUCUGCCCCUGUCGCGUCGGAUCGCAAUCGAGGACAAUCGCUUCCUGGUCCCUCAACGAAACAAGUCGAGACGGACGGGAAGGCUUCUCAGGUCAGCUCAGUGGAUGCUGUGCCCGGUGGCGAUCCUGAACCAACAUCCCCAUCACUCCCCCACCCCGAAGAGCGGCCAUCAUCACCACACACUUCAUCCAUGGCACUGGUUCAGACACAUCAGUACCCGACACCGCCGAUAUCCAGACGGUCGUCGGCGGGACUUUUGAAAAGAAGUCUGUCACUGCGAUAUGGAGAAUCACGGUCCGCGGCAUCCUCAUCUGCGCGACCGAAGCUCCAAAGAGGCGUCACAGAUUACCCGCAAAAAUGCCAUAGUCUCACCCUCAUGUCCCAACCUUCAAGCAUCGUCACAACUUCAGUUGUGCAUGCUCAUCACAUCUCAAAUCCCAGUCUUCACAAGCCCAUCACACCAACAUCCCCCAUUGCUUUCCACGUUGGUUCAGCGCAAAAAGCCGCUUCCCUUCACAGCUCUUCGUCAGUUGAUCAGCUCAAGAAGCUAACACAGUUUGCGGGAUUCAAGAGCGGUCCACCAACUCCUACAAGGGCGCUUUCAGCGGCGCAGCCCUCCCAGGCUGAGGAGAGGUCAACCUCCAAGAGAAGCAGCAACGAAACUGUCCCCCCUAGCGGCGUUCAGACACCCAUCCGGCGCGGUACCACCGGUGCUCAAGUUCCCGCUGCUCGCGGCAAACUCACGAUCAAGAUUGUUGAGGCCAAGGGCUUGCGGCGUGCCAAGGACCCCUAUGUCGUAGCCGUUUUCCAGAGAAGCGAGCUCAUCUCAGGAGGCCCGCGUUCCGUCGAAGAGGAGGAUGACGUGAACCUUCCGGCGCCCUCCUUUGGAGGCAUUCCGAUUCAAAGACAAGGCAGCGACUCAGGCCGCCCGGUCAUGUCUAUUCCUAUGCGCAGCCGCCAGAGCAGCAAUACCAGCAUUUCCGAUUACAACACAUUCCGCAACCGUUCCCGCCGAUCCUUCACCAGUCCAAAGUGGGACGCCGAGGCGGAAUUGUAA